CUCAUGUUAUGUCCCUAGCGAGGCUGCCCUCCCGUUCCAGAAUGCACAGCGGCAGCUGACUACUCUUCCUUGCUUUGUGUGCCCACCCCGCCAAGUCACUUAAGCAGCAUGUGUGUGCUGUAUGAGUGGGUGCCACCUUCCGGGGACCCUGCAGGAACAAGCCGUGUGCUGUAGACCUAUAGCACCUGACAUGGUGACAGGCACCAAGCAGGAGCUUCAUGCAGCCCAGGCUAAGCCAAAGGUGGAGUAUAUGACUGAGUGAACAAACCAGGAAGUAAUGAGAGCAGGAAAGAUGUUACAGCGGGGGGAAAACUGAGCUGGGAUGCCAGGGCCCGGGCUGGACUCCACCUCUGUCCUCCCUCAGAGCCUGCUACCUACUCAGUUAAGCAUACUGUGGACAACUUGUGCUGUUCACAACAGGCUGCUGCUACAAACGACAGGCAAAUGGGGGGUAUGCACUUGGCCAGACCUAUGCAACACUAACCAUGAGUCCUGCCCAUGCAGGUCUGGACACCACUUCCUUUGCCAGCCUAAGUCCCUGGAAGCUGAAGGACUCUCCACAGACAGGUGCCUGGACUGGAGAUGCCACCGAUUCUAACAGUGAGGAUAGCCUGCAAUCCUCAUCAGAAAAGGGCUGGUGCUCCACGUGGGGAGCUGAUCACUUUUCCACCUUUGACCACCAUGAGUAUGAGUUCAGAGGGAUGUGCAACUACAUCUUUACGGCCACGUGUGGGGGUGCCUUGCCCACCUUCAGCAUCCAGUUGCGGAGAGAUAGGGAUGGAAACAUCUCCCGGAUCAUCAUGGAACUGGGGGCCUCUGUGGUCACCGUGAACAAAGCAAUCAUCUCUGUCAGGGACAUUGGGGUUGUUAGCCUGCCCUAUACCAGCAAUGGUCUCCAGAUCACACCAUAUGGCCAGAGCGUGCAAUUGGUGGCCAAGCAGCUGGAGCUGGAGUUAGUUGUCAUGUGGGGACCAGAUGCCCAUCUUAUGGUCCUGGUAGAGAAGAAGUACAUGGGCAAGCUGUGUGGACUGUGUGGGAACUUCGACGGGAAGACAGAUAAUGAGUUUCUAAGCGAGGACGACAAACUUCUGGAACCUUACAAGUAUGCUGUACUCCAGAAGCUAGAUGACCCCAAUGAGAUCUGUGCCCAUGAGCCUAUUCCCAGGCCUACCACCCUGAAGACCUCUAGAUACGCCCAGAUCUGCAACCAGCUACUGACCCUGGUGUCCCCUGGGUGUGAUGUGCCUAAGGAGUCACUGGUGCUGAGCUGCCAGGCAGACAUGGCUAAGUGUGCCCAGCCAGGUCAGCAGAAUUGCAGCUGCGCCACGCUGUCUGAGUACUCCCGUCGCUGCAGCAUGGCCGGCCAGCCUGUCCGCAACUGGAGGACCCCUGGACUCUGCCCCGUGGGCCAGUGCCCAGCCAACCAGGUGUACCAGGAGUGCGGUGAGGUCUGCGUCAAGACUUGCUCCAACCCACAGCACAGCUGCUCCAGCUUCUGCAACUUCGGCUGCUUCUGCCCCCAUGGUACACUGCUUGACGACAUAUCCAGAAACCACACCUGUGUGCCAGUCAGCCAGUGCCCCUGUAUGCUCAAUGGCGUGAUUUAUGGCCCUGGGGAGAUCACGAGAACAGCCUGCCAAACCUGCCAGUGUACCAUGGGCCGCUGGACGUGCACAGAGCAGCCAUGUCCUGGGCACUGCUCCCUAGAAGGUGGUUCCUUUGUCACCACAUUCGACGCCAGACCCUACCGCUUCCAUGGCACCUGCACCUACACGCUUCUCCAGAGCCCGCUGCUACCCAACAAUGGCACCCUCCUGGCUGUGUAUGACAAGUCAGGUUACUCCCAUUCAGAGACCUCCCUAGUGUCUGUCAUCUACCUGUCCAAGAAGGACAAAAUUGUGAUCUCAAAGGAUGAAGUGAUCACCAACAAUGGAGACACCAAGGUGCUGCCAUACAAAACACACAACAUCACCAUCUUCAGGCAGACAUCUACCCACCUCCAGAUGGCUACCACCUUUGGCCUGGAAGUCGUGGUCCAGCUACAGCCCGUCUUCCAGGCGUACAUCACAGUCGGGCCCCAGUUCAAAGGCCAGACCAAAGGGCUCUGCGGCAAUUUCAACGGAGACACGACAGAUGAUUUCACGACCAGCAUGGGCCUUGAUGAAGGCACCGCCUCACUCUUUGUGGACUCAUGGCGCGCAGGGAACUGUCUAGCUGCCCUGGAGCGGGAGACUGACCCCUGCUCCAUGAGCCAGCUCAACAAGGUGUGUGCAGAGACCCACUGCUCCAUGCUGCUGAGGAAGGGCAGUGUCUUUGAGAAAUGCCACACGGUGGUGAACCCCCAGCCCUUCUACAAGAGGUGUGUGUACCAGGCCUGCAACUACGAGGAGACCUUCCCUCACAUCUGUUCUGCACUGGGGGCCUAUGCCCAUGCCUGCGCCUCCCGAGGUGUCCUGCUCUUGGGCUGGAGGCGCAGCGUGGACAAUUGCACUGUGCCUUGCUCUGGCAACCGCACGUUCAGUUACAAUAGCAAGGCCUGUGACCGCACCUGCCUGUCUCUGUCGGACCGUGAGACAGAGUGCCACGCGAGUGCUGUGCCGGUGGAUGGCUGCAACUGUCCUGAGGGCACCUACUUGAACCACAAGGCAGAAUGUGUGCACAAGGCCCAGUGCCCCUGCCUGCUGGACAGCUCCAAGUUCGUCCAGGCUGAUCAGUCAACCAUGAUCAAUGGGGUCAUAUGUUACUGCAUCAAUGGCCGCCUGAACUGCCCACGGCAGGCAGAGAUGUUCUUGGCAACCUGCGCAGAGCCCAAGACCUUCCAGUCCUGCAGCCAGUCAUCAGAGGACAAGUUCGGGGCUGCAUGUGCCCCCACAUGCCAGAUGCUGGCCACAGGCAUUGACUGUGUACCCACCAAAUGCGAAUCUGGCUGUAUUUGUCCUAAGGGGCUCUAUGAGAACAGCGAUGGGCAGUGUGUGCCUGCAGAGGAAUGCCCAUGUGACUUUGCAGGGGUGUCCUAUCCUGGCGGUUCUGAGCUCCAUACUGACUGUAAGACCUGCACUUGCUCACAGGGAAGGUGGACCUGCCAGCUCAGCGCACAAUGCCCAUCCACCUGUGUCCUCUAUGGCGAAGGCCACGUCAUAACUUUUGACGGACAGCGCUUUGUGUUUGAUGGCAACUGCGAGUACACUCUGGCCACGGAUGACUGUGGUGCCAACAGCUCACAGCCUACCUUCAAGGUCGUGACAGAGAACGUUAUCUGUGGGAAGUCAGGGGUCACCUGCUCCCGAGCCAUCAAGAUCUCCCUGGGUGGGCUAUCCAUCACAAUGGCAGACAGAAACUACACAGUCAGCGGGGAAGAACCCUUGGUGCACCUUCAGGUGAAGCCCAGCCCCCUGAAUCUGGUCCUGGACAUAGACAUCCCUGGAAGGCUCAACCUGACGCUCGUGUGGAACAAGCACAUGAGCGUCUCUAUCAAGAUCCGCCGCGCCACCCGGGAUGCCCUCUGUGGCUUGUGUGGCAACUCCAAUGGGAACAUGAAGGAUGACUUUGAGACACGCAGCAAGUAUGUGGCAUCCAGUGAACUGGAAUUUGUGAACUCAUGGAAGGAGAAUCCACUAUGUGGGGAUGCAAGUUACGUGGUGGAUCCCUGUAGCCUAAACACCUUCCGGCGCUCCUGGGCUGAGCGCAAAUGCAACAUUAUCAACAGCCAGACCUUUGCUGCCUGCCACAGCAAGGUGUACCACCUGCCCUACUAUGAGGCCUGCGUGCGUGAUACCUGUGGGUGUGACAUGGGCGGAGACUGUGAAUGUCUGUGCGAUGCGGUGGCUGCCUAUGCCAAGGCCUGUCUGGACAAGGGCGUCUGUGUGGACUGGAGGGCCCCAGACUUCUGCCCCGUCUACUGUGACUACUACAACAUUCACACACUGGUGGGUGAGAAUGAAUACCAGUAUGCUCAGGAGGCCAACUGCACGUGGCACUACCAGCCCUGUCUCUGCCCUGGCAGCUUGGGGACCUUCCCGGACACAAACAUUGAAGGCUGCUACAACUGCUCCCAGAAUGAGUACUUUAACCACACAGAAGGGACCUGUGUACCCUGUGCACCACCCGCUACCACACUACCGCCAGCCACCACAGGUUCACAGCCUACCACAGCAACCCCCACCAGCACCGAGUUCCGCAGUUCCAGCUCUGCAGCUACACCUAUGGGCCCCUCCAACUUCCCAGGGCUUCCGGCCCCACCACCUUCAGCCCCAUCCUCCACUGAGGAAGUAACAGGAUGGACCACCCCCAAGAAAUCUACAGUCUCCUCAGGAGAAUACUCUCCGAUUACUGUGGGUACCACACCACUGACAUCAGGUUUGCCUCCUGCAUCCAUACCGAAGUCAACACCUACAAGGCUCCCAGUGACACAGGCUACAACUAAGCCCACGGCAUCUUCCUCCAGCUCGUCCACAAAGACCACAGCUCAGUUCACAGAGAGUACCACAGUGACACCACUAAUUUCAGCAAAACCUGGGAUGUCCACCAGCCAAGUGACAUCAGCUCAACAGGAAAGUCACCGUCCAGCUACAACAAGCCGAUCUACUGAGACCACAGAACUACCUCUCUUGGGAAAGACCACCCUGACCACACAGCAAACAGGGCAAAGCAAUACCCUACCACCACCUACUACAAGCACUUGGACUCAAAACACAUUAUCACAAACCAUGCCGACACUUGUGCCCUGGACCACACACUCUCAACCAACCGCUUCUUUCCACACUACAGAACAGUCCACAAAUGCUCCAUCAGAAACACCUAUCCAGACAACAACCACCAUUUUGCAGACACAGAACUCACUGCCCUCUGUAAACCCAACACUUUCUACAGCACAGGCACCAACAUCUCAGGCUCUCAAGACACCAACUGCAUCACAUGUACCGCCAUCACCAUCCAUGACACACCCACCUACCACAAUAUUUCAAGCCACCACAGUUAAGGAAGCAGACACAACACACACAUUAACCUCAGGCACCUAUACAACCAAAUACAUGACACAAAGUCAAACCUCAUUCUUCACUGAAACCACCUCAUCGUCCUUAACACACCCUUCCAGAACAACACAGCAGUGGUCUACAACACUUCCUCCCACUACAGUGUGGAAAACGACAACAAUGGGUGUAAACAGUAGCCCGGAAGUCCACACAACUUCUGGAACACCAAGUAAUCCUAAUACUCCACAUACCACAGACCUUUCACCCACUGUUCCUGUCUCCAGUACAAUACAGACCACAGGGCCCUCACUGAGAACGUCUCUGCAGACAACUAUCACGAUCUCAACCCCUUCAACUCCUCAAACUGCAUCCACAAAACUGCCAUUAACUUCAACUUCCUCUGUGACAUCAAAUUUAAUGACAAUGAGCAGCCACACGAGCGAACACACAUUAUCACUACCCUCAACAUCCAUGACACGAGAAACUGCUCUCCCAACAAUGAUGGAAGACACCACAACUCCACAACAAACAACAACACCUGAUACUUACACAUCCAGUGCCACAACCCAAACCAAGAGCUCUUUCUCCACAUACAAGACAUCUACUUCCCACAAUCCACAAACUUCCACGCUGACCCCAUCUCAAUCAACAUCAGCUCCAGUCUCUUCCAUCUUGACUACAUCCACUAUGGAUGUAACUGGCACCCCAGUGGUACACACCACCUCAGGUACACAUAGCAGCACCAAAACUCCAUAUACCCCACACUCUGCACCCAUAGCUGCUACCUCAAGUACAACACACACCUCUAGUACCUCAGGAAUUUCCCAACAGACCACCAUCACCUUCCCAACAGCAUCACCUUCUCUGACCUCUGUGACCACACCACAGACAUCUUUGUCAACCUCCUCUGUCACAACUUCUGAGGCACUUAACACCCCGACAAGCCAACAGACGACAUCAUCAGUUCCCACAUCCAGGCCACACAGCACCCCUUUACAAACCACAGUGGAGACCACAGGGACCCCACAUACACCAACAGCUGUCAUUUAUACAACCACUGCUACCACACAGUCUCAAAGCACAUUCUCCACGGGCAGAACCUCUACUUCCCACCUUUCACCCACUUCCUCCAUGACUGCCCAUCUGUCCACAUCACUUCCCGCUACAACCGUAUCAACUGGGACCACCAUGGCUGUAACCGGUACCUCCAUGUCCCAAACAACCUCAGUGACACCUAGCAGUCCUCAAACGGCACACACCACACGCCCUUCAUCCACUGCUGUUUUCUCCAGCACAAUACACACCACAGGUCUCCCCUCAGAGACGUCCAUACAGACCACCUCCAACGUCCCAUCCACAUCAGGUCCUCAGACCUCGUCCACACACCUGCCACCAUUAUCCACUUCCUCUGUGACACCAACUACCGAGGUAUUUAAGACGCCAACCAGCCCUCACUCGGUAUCACUGGCCUCCACCUCCAUGCCAUUGAGGACUGUUCUCCCAACCACCCUGGAAGGCACAAGGCCAUACAGUACAUCAAUACCUGUUGCUUACAUAACCAGUGCCAUCACCCCACCCAAAAGCACACUUUCCACAGACAGGACCUCAACUGCCCUCCUCUCACAGUCUUCCUCCAUCACACCUACUCAGUCAACAUCAAUUCUACCAACUACCAACUCGAUGAAGCCCACCAUGCCUGUAACUAGUACUCCUGUGUUCACAACCACGUCACACAUGCCGAGCAGUGCAAACACUGCAUACACCACACACUCUCAAACGACAGCGGCUGUCAUCAGCACAACACACACCACCUCUCCCCACUCUGCAUCACCUGAGCAGUCCACAACAACCUUCCCAACACCAUCAGGGCCACAGAUCUCUAUGGCCACAUCACAGCCACCAUUAUCAACCUCCUCUGUCACAACUUCUGAGGUACUCAACACCCCGACAAGCCAACAGACGACAUCAUCACCUCCCACAUCCAGGCCACACAGCACCCCUCUACAAACCACAGUGGAGACCACAGGGACCCCACAUACACCAACAGCUGUCAUUUAUACAACCACAGCUACCACACAAGCUCACAACUCAUUCUCCACAGAGAGAACAUCUACCUCCCACAAUCCACAAACUUCCACGCUGACCCCAUCUCAAUCAACAUCAGCUCCAGUCUCUUCCAUCUUGACUACAUCCACUAUGGGUGUAACUGGCACCCCUGUGGUACACACCACCUCAGGUACACAUAGCAGCACCAAAACUCCAUAUACCCCACAUGCUACACCCACAGCUGCUACCUCUAGUACAACACACACCUCUAGUACCUCAGGAAUUUCCCAGCAGACCACCAUCACCUUCCCAACAUCAUCACCUUCUCUGACCUCUGUGACCACACCACAGACAUCUUUGUCAACCUCCUCUGUCACAACUUCUGAGGCACUUAACACCCCGACAAGCCAACAGACGACAUCAUCAGUUCCCACAUCCAGGCCACACAGCACCCCUUUACAAACCACAGUGGAGACCACAGGGACCCCACAUACACCAACAGCUGUCAUUUAUACAACCACUGCUACCACACAGUCUCAAAGCACAUUCUCCACGGGCAGAACCUCUACUUCCCACCUUUCACCCACUUCCUCCAUGACUGCCCAUCUGUCCACAUCACUUCCCGCUACAACCGUAUCAACUGGGACCACCAUGGCUGUAACCGGUACCUCCAUGUCCCAAACAACCUCAGUGACACCUAGCAGUCCUCAAACGGCACACACCACACGCCCUUCAUCCACUGCUGUUUUCUCCAGCACAAUACACACCACAGGUCUCCCCUCAGAGACGUCCAUACAGACCACCUCCAACGUCCCAUCCACAUCAGGUCCUCAGACCUCGUCCACACACCUGCCACCAUUAUCCACUUCCUCUGUGACACCAACUACCGAGGUAUUUAAGACGCCAACCAGCCCUCACUCGGUAUCACUGGCCUCCACCUCCAUGCCAUUGAGGACUGUUCUCCCAACCACCCUGGAAGGCACAAGGCCAUACAGUACAUCAAUACCUGUUGCUUACAUAACCAGUGCCAUCACCCCACCCAAAAGCACACUUUCCACAGACAGGACCUCAACUGCCCUCCUCUCACAGUCUUCCUCCAUCACACCUACUCAGUCAACAUCAAUUCUACCAACUACCAACUCGAUGAAGCCCACCAUGCCUGUAACUAGUACUCCUGUGUUCACAACCACGUCACACAUGCCGAGCAGUGCAAACACUGCAUACACCACACACUCUCAAACGACAGCGGCUGUCAUCAGCACAACACACACCACCUCUCCCCACUCUGCAUCACCUGAGCAGUCCACAACAACCUUCCCAACACCAUCAGGGCCACAGAUCUCUAUGGCCACAUCACAGCCACCAUUAUCAACCUCCUCUGUCACAACUUCUGAGGUACUCAACACCCCGACAAGCCAACAGACGACAUCAUCACCUCCCACAUCCAGGCCACACAGCACCCCUCUACAAACCACAGUGGAGACCACAGGGACCCCACAUACACCAACAGCUGUCAUUUAUACAACCACAGCUACCACACAAGCUCACAACUCAUUCUCCACAGAGAGAACAUCUACCUCCCACAAUCCACAAACUUCCACGCUGACCCCAUCUCAAUCAACAUCAGCUCCAGUCUCUUCCAUCUUGACUACAUCCACUAUGGGUGUAACUGGCACCCCUGUGGUACACACCACCUCAGGUACACAUAGCAGCACCAAAACUCCAUAUACCCCACAUGCUACACCCACAGCUGCUACCUCUAGUACAACACACACCUCUAGUACCUCAGGAAUUUCCCAGCAGACCACCAUCACCUUCCCAACAUCAUCACCUUCUCUGACCUCUGUGACCACACCACAGACAUCUUUGUCAACCUCCUCUGUCACAACUUCUGAGGCACUUAACACCCCGACAAGCCAACAGACGACAUCAUCAGUUCCCACAUCCAGGCCACACAGCACCCCUUUACAAACCACAGUGGAGACCACAGGGACCCCACAUACACCAACAGCUGUCAUUUAUACAACCACUGCUACCACACAGUCUCAAAGCACAUUCUCCACGGGCAGAACCUCUACUUCCCACCUUUCACCCACUUCCUCCAUGACUGCCCAUCUGUCCACAUCACUUCCCGCUACAACCGUAUCAACUGGGACCACCAUGGCUGUAACCGGUACCUCCAUGUCCCAAACAACCUCAGUGACACCUAGCAGUCCUCAAACGGCACACACCACACGCCCUUCAUCCACUGCUGUUUUCUCCAGCACAAUACACACCACAGGUCUCCCCUCAGAGACGUCCAUACAGACCACCUCCAACGUCCCAUCCACAUCAGGUCCUCAGACCUCGUCCACACACCUGCCACCAUUAUCCACUUCCUCUGUGACACCAACUACCGAGGUAUUUAAGACGCCAACCAGCCCUCACUCGGUAUCACUGGCCUCCACCUCCAUGCCAUUGAGGACUGUUCUCCCAACCACCCUGGAAGGCACAAGGCCAUACAGUACAUCAAUACCUGUUGCUUACAUAACCAGUGCCAUCACCCCACCCAAAAGCACACUUUCCACAGACAGGACCUCAACUGCCCUCCUCUCACAGUCUUCCUCCAUCACACCUACUCAGUCAACAUCAAUUCUACCAACUACCAACUCGAUGAAGCCCACCAUGCCUGUAACUAGUACUCCUGUGUUCACAACCACGUCACACAUGCCGAGCAGUGCAAACACUGCAUACACCACACACUCUCAAACGACAGCGGCUGUCAUCAGCACAACACACACCACCUCUCCCCACUCUGCAUCACCUGAGCAGUCCACAACAACCUUCCCAACACCAUCAGGGCCACAGAUCUCUAUGGCCACAUCACAGCCACCAUUAUCAACCUCCUCUGUCACAACUUCUGAGGUACUCAACACCCCGACAAGCCAACAGACGACAUCAUCACCUCCCACAUCCAGGCCACACAGCACCCCUCUACAAACCACAGUGGAGACCACAGGGACCCCACAUACACCAACAGCUGUCAUUUAUACAACCACAGCUACCACACAAGCUCACAACUCAUUCUCCACAGAGAGAACAUCUACCUCCCACAAUCCACAAACUUCCACGCUGACCCCAUCUCAAUCAACAUCAGCUCCAGUCUCUUCCAUCUUGACUACAUCCACUAUGGGUGUAACUGGCACCCCUGUGGUACACACCACCUCAGGUACACAUAGCAGCACCAAAACUCCAUAUACCCCACAUGCUACACCCACAGCUGCUACCUCUAGUACAACACACACCUCUAGUACCUCAGGAAUUUCCCAGCAGACCACCAUCACCUUCCCAACAUCAUCACCUUCUCUGACCUCUGUGACCACACCACAGACAUCUUUGUCAACCUCCUCUGUCACAACUUCUGAGGCACUUAACACCCCGACAAGCCAACAGACGACAUCAUCAGUUCCCACAUCCAGGCCACACAGCACCCCUUUACAAACCACAGUGGAGACCACAGGGACCCCACAUACACCAACAGCUGUCAUUUAUACAACCACUGCUACCACACAGUCUCAAAGCACAUUCUCCACGGGCAGAACCUCUACUUCCCACCUUUCACCCACUUCCUCCAUGACUGCCCAUCUGUCCACAUCACUUCCCGCUACAACCGUAUCAACUGGGACCACCAUGGCUGUAACUGGUACCUCCAUGUCCCAAACAACCUCAGUGACACCUAGCAGUCCUCAAACGGCACACACCACACGCCCUUCAUCCACUGCUGUUUUCUCCAGCACAAUACACACCACAGGUCUCCCCUCAGUGACGUCCAUACAGACCACCUCCAAUAUUCCAAGCUCACCUGUUCCUUGGCAGUCUUCCACACCACAGUCAUUAUUUUCAACGUCCUCUCUGUCCCCCACUCCCACCACCCCUAAUACCGGAACUCUCCAACACACACUAUCAGUUUCCACAUCUAUGUUACUGAGUACAAUUCUUCCAACAAGCCCAAUGAUGGGUACACGUUCUCCCACCACAGAACCUCCUGUCUCUUUUAGUACAACUGCUACUACCCCAGUUAAUUCUGCAUUCACAAGAGCAACAACUCCCUUAGAGCUGAGCCCAUCCUCAGUUCCCUACAGUUCUGUUCCCCCUUCCCCUUCUUUUCUCCCAACAAGCUUCCCAUCCACUGUGGUUUCUCUCAGUAGUGUCCCACAUUCUCCCUCUGUUCCAUCCCCCACCUCUGUCCUGUCCACAUCUUUUCACUCUUCAGCAUCCUCCCCCUCUUCUUCCAUGACGUUCCCUCUCAGUCCUACUCCCAGCUCAGCAUCACAUUCACCAUUGUUCACUACCCCCGCCACGGUGUCUUAUCCUUCAUCCGUUUCUUCCUUUGAGUCCCCAACUACUGCCUCUACUCCUGUUAUUUCCUCUGUUUUACCCCUUGUCACCUCGUCCAUUCCUUCCUCUGCUCUCCCCACUUUCUACACAACUCCCACCCUAUCUAGUAGGCCAACCGCCAGCGUUAGCCCUCUAUCCACUGCCAAGACUACAUCUUACGUCCCCACCUUUUCUUCGUUCUCCUCAAAGUCCACCACUUCCCAGUUUACUUCCCUCACUACCCAAGCCUCUACAUCCGGGCUGCUGUCUUCAACCAUGGGCAUGACAGUCUUCCCAAGUUCCCCAGACACCAACCACACAGCUAGACCCCCUGGUACCAGCCCACUGCCUACAACUGCGUUCCUGAGCAGCCCUGCUACUACCAGUGGAAGCUCCUCGCCUUCUACCCUAGUGUCACCCUCCAAACCGGACUCUUCGAUCUCUCCAUCCCCCCAACCUGAGACCUGCAGCUUGCAGGAAGAGCAGCGAGAGAUUACCUACCAAGGCUGCACAGCAAACGUGACUCUAACUCGUUGCCAGGGUUUGUGUGCCUCCUCUGUCAGUUUCAAUACCGACACCCUGCAGUUGGAGACCCACUGUGGCUGCUGCCAGCCUCUCAAUACCUAUGAGAAGCAAGUCUCCCUGCCCUGUCCAGAUCCCAAUGCACCAGGUCAGCAGCUCACACUCACCCUCCAAGUGUUCAGCAGUUGUGCAUGUAGCCCCCUGCAGUGCAAGGACUAAAUAACAACUGGUUUCUUGGGCACAAGGGGGUCAAAAACAGACAGACACACACGCAAAAGCCAUUUCUUGAUACUUCCCCAACACUGUAACAAGCAAUCCUCUUACUGGCCACCGGCAUGGCCUCAAAGAGACCUUGGACAUGGCUCACCCUGAGACAGCGGAGAAACACAGCAACAGCUGUCAUGCAAAGCCUCCUACCAUCUACCUCCUGCAGACCUUGACCAAGCAAAACAGACCUUCUGUGGAAAUGAACUACUCACACCCCUUCAACCUUUGAUGCCUUGGGAAUUUCCUGUCCACCUGUAUACACCUCCCAGCCUCUGGCUAUAAUGCCCAAGAGAUCAGAGCACCAAAGAAGGUGCUGGGAAGACUGGGCGGGGUACCUGGGGAGACACUGGGAAUAACAGGAGGAAGAUGCAGGAGUAUGAACCUUGGGUAGGGGCAGGCAGCAAGAUAAGCACCAGAGAGGCACAAGGAAAGGUCUCCCCAGAGUCAGGGAGAAGUAAAAGGCAUUGACACCCGCUGGACAGGAGGCCAUCACCCAAAAAUGAGCAGAUUCCAAAUAAACUGGUUCUUUUCAAGGCAGAACCUGGUGUGUGCGUGCUGCUGUCUUCUUCCAGGAUCCUGAGCAUGAUGUCACAAAUA
This is a messenger RNA of Alexandromys fortis (reed vole), 12761 nucleotides long. It is a transcript of the gene Muc6, whose product is annotated as mucin 6, oligomeric mucus/gel-forming. The transcript has 33 exons. Bases 486 to 12116 code for a protein of 3876 amino acids. NCBI's taxonomy places the organism in Eukaryota, Metazoa, Chordata, Mammalia, Rodentia, Cricetidae. The record is from RefSeq and is a predicted model, not a curated record. Gene Ontology annotation, cellular component: extracellular matrix. Gene Ontology annotation, molecular function: protein binding.